Molecule: messenger RNA, 728 nt
Organism: Mya arenaria
Lineage: Eukaryota; Metazoa; Mollusca; Bivalvia; Myida; Myidae
Product: ctenidin-3-like
Exons: 4
Coding region: 42-590 (182 amino acids)
Source: RefSeq, a predicted model, not a curated record
UUGCCUUGCGUCGACCGUACAUCGUACACUCCGCACUAACCAUGAAGACCCUCGCACUUGUGUUGGUGCUGCUUGUUGCUGUUGCUUCAGUUUCCGCACGAUGGAAGAGGCCAUGUAAGGGAAAACACUGUGGUUACGGCUAUGGAGGUGGUUAUGGCGGCUAUGGUGGAGGUUAUGGAGGAGGCUAUGGAGGCUACUUGGGAGGUUAUGGAGGCUAUGGAGGCUAUGGAGGCUACCUUGGAGGUUAUGGAGGUGGCUAUGGAGGCUACCUAGGAGGUUAUGGAGGCUACGGAGGUGGCUACGGAGGUGGCUAUAAAGGCUACGGUGGAUAUGGUGGUUUGGGAGGAUGGGGAGGCUAUGGCGGUGGCUAUGGCGGUUAUGGUGGUGGCUACGGCGAUGGCUAUGGCUAUGGAGGUGUUGGUGGAUACGGUGGGGGAUACGGUGGCGGAUAUGGAGGAGGAUACGGUUGGAAUAUGGGAGCCUAUUGCAAAUGCCGACCAAAGUGCGGCCCGAAGCAAAAGUUUGUUGGCCGAUGCCCAUGGUGCAAGAAGGGCUGUAAGCUGGUCCUCUGCUGCCGACGACGAUGGUAGACGAAUGAUGUCGUACCGUCGAUAGUUUUUUUCAAACAGAUUGACUCCCUACUGGCACACACCUGGACAACGAAUUCGGACUGUUAUCUUUUUGCCAUAUACUGUACAGAUUUUAACAUAUAAAACCUAUGCAGAUUA